Molecule: messenger RNA, 2455 nt
Organism: Hippopotamus amphibius kiboko
Lineage: Eukaryota; Metazoa; Chordata; Mammalia; Artiodactyla; Hippopotamidae
Gene: C11H6orf47
Product: chromosome 11 C6orf47 homolog
Exons: 1
Coding region: 806-1702 (298 amino acids)
Source: RefSeq, a predicted model, not a curated record
CCCGGUGCAGCUGCUUCCGGGCUCUGCGGCUCCGCGAGGCCGCGGCCCCGACGCUGGGCCCGGGAGGGGCUGCAGCCUGGACGUGUGGCUACCCAGGCAGGCCCGCGCUUUGCCUCGCAACCGGGAUCUCCGAGGACAUCUCCGGCCUGACCUUGAGGAGACCGAGUCUCAACUGCGUGCUCAGGGGCCGGUGGGCCACUUUAUAAGAUUCACAGUCCUCUGAAUCAAGGGACUAACGUUGCAGGCGGGAGUUUGCCGGAUACCUCUACCCACACCUAAUAGGAGACUUCUUCCUGUGCUGCCUUAGGGCCGCAGUUCAGGACUCUCCCGCUCCGGAGCACCUAGGAUCCGGGGCCACCUUCCUUCCUUCCUUCUUGGAUGGAGCACCACCUCCCCAGUUUCUGGGGCACCUUGGGGCGUGGCCUUGGUGAGUGAAACUUGGGGUGCUGCCUGCCGGGAAAGAAACCUGGAAAACAGGGAGGACACUGUGAGGGUGAUCCAGGCUUUGUCAGAUCCUGAGACUUUUGGAAUCUUGUGUGGGGUGGCGGUGGCGGUGGUGAAUGAAUUUGAAUUUACCUCAAAACUGAAAAGGAAACAAGCUGCCUGCCACACUUGAGGCGGUAUGACCAUCCAGGGAAGUCGGGAACCACUUCUGAAUUCAGAGUAGGACUCACCAGCAGAUACCUGUUCUUCUGAGCCUGAACAGACUUUGCCUUCCGAGGAAACCCUCAGCCCCCAAACCUGAGAGUCUAAGCAGUGCCAGGAAGCAGCCCCAGAAUUUGGGGGCUCAUUACACACCCCAACCAUGUUCCUGAGACGGCUUGGUGGGUGGCUACCUCGUAGCCCCUGGGGCCGCCGGAAACCAACGAGGCCUGACCUGCCGGCCCCAGAACCCAGACGGAUGGACAGCUCCUCUGAGACUUCAGGGAGUGACUGGGACAGUGCCCCAGAAACCAUGGGAGAUCCGGGGCCUCCCAAGAUCAAGGACUCAGGUGCACAGAGGAGCUCUGGGGCCACUCCAGAACCAAGCAGGGAGUCCCAAGUUGAGCAACUGGGGUGCAAAAGAAUGGAUUCUCUCAAGUGGAACAAGACUGUCUCUAGCACUCAAGAGUCUGGGAGAUCGGAGGCUGGAGAGACCAUUCCCAAACUAGGAUGGGAUCCUGUGGACUCAGGUGGCACCAGGAAACCUGGAGUGUCCCCUGAAGAGGGACUGAGCCCUCCUGGGCCUGAAGCCCCAGUGGAGAAGCCUGGCCGGCGUCAGAAGCUGCUGGGCUGGCUGCGGGGGGAAACAGGUGGGGGAGCAGGGGCUCCCUACCAGUACCUGGGGGGCCCAGAAGAGUGUCUGCAGAUCUCCACCAACCUGACCCUGCACCUGCUGGAGCUCCUGGCCUCAGCCCUGCUGGGGCUGUGCUCAAGGCCCUUGCGGGCAGCCUUGGACGCGUUGGGCCUGCGUGGACCGCUGGGCCUCUGGCUGCAUGGGCUACUGUCCUUCCUGGCUGCCCUGCACGGGCUCCAUGCCGUGCUGAGCCUACUUACUGCUCACCCCCUGCACUUUGCCUGCCUCUUUGGUCUUCUACAGGCCCUGGUGCUGGCUGUCAGCCUCCGGGAGCCCAGUGGGGAUGAGGAGGCCACUGACUUGGAGAGCGAGAAGUUGGGGAGGGAGGGUGAGGAGCAGAGGGGAGACCCAGGAAAGGGGCUGUGACCACACAGUGGGAUGUGACCCAGGGUCCCACCCUCAGUGCAGUGGGAGCAAGGGUGAAGAUAGUGUGGGGGCAUGAUCUAGAUUGUAAGCACAGGGACCUCAGGGAUGGGGCAGAAACCCCAGAGUAUGAGGGCACAGAGCCCCCCUUCACACACAGGAGAGCUGUUUAGGGUGUCUGCAUUUAUGGACAAUGGGGGCAUUGCCCUUGAAUUCACCAGCUGUUAAUUUUUGCUUUUACAUUUCUCCCACUUCCUGUUUUUUCCCCCACCUCCACUUUUUAAAAGCCAAAAAAAAAAAAAAAAAAAAAAAACGUGGUGGUGGAGAAUAAGACUAAAGGGUCCUCUCUACCUUUCAAAACUCUCCAGGGGUGGAAGAGACUAGAGGCAGGACAGACAGACCUCUGGGUGGGGUAAGAGGAUGGUUGAGAGACUGAAGGGAUCCCUUGGAUCCUGGGAUCUGUGCUAUCUGGAGAAGAGUGGCACUGCUAGAUGGGUGGAUCGGGGGGUCUGGAUGGGGUUCCCACAGGUGAUGGGGAGCCUGCAGGGAGGAUCUGCGUGUUCCUAGGGGCCAGAGGGAGUGGGGAUGGUGCAGGCAGUGUUGGCAAGAGGGCCAGCUCAGAGGGGCUGGCAGCUCACAGGCAGCAUGGGGAGCACUGGAGUUUGCAGACCCCACUGGGGGUUUGGGUUUGCUCACUCAGCAAUAAAUAACUGUGUCACACCAAAUCCUAAAUAUACCACUACAAAGUGAGAGUUA